Penicillium angulare is the source of this 1038-nucleotide messenger RNA. RefSeq names its product ketoreductase. The coding region runs from base 1 to 1038 and encodes 345 amino acids. NCBI's taxonomy places the organism in Eukaryota, Fungi, Ascomycota, Eurotiomycetes, Eurotiales, Aspergillaceae. The transcript is spliced from 2 exons. The record is from RefSeq and is a predicted model, not a curated record. Gene Ontology annotation, molecular function: ketoreductase activity. Gene Ontology annotation, biological process: fatty acid elongation. Gene Ontology annotation, cellular component: endoplasmic reticulum.
AUGGAUAUCUCAAAGCAUAUUGAUUGCCUGUCGCAAUGGCCUACUCAUCUGGCCCCUGGUUUGCCGACCAUCGGUGCCCUGUUGCUCCUUGCAACUGGUGGGAUGGUCGUCGGCUGCAAGAUCUGGAGCUUCCUGCGGGUGAUUCUGAGCCUGUUCGUGCUCCCUGGUAAACCGUUGCACUCAUUCGGACCUCCCGGCAGCUGGGCCAUCGUCACCGGUGCCUCCGAUGGACUGGGCAAGGAGUUCGCAUUGCAGCUCGCACGCGCCAAAUUCAACAUCGUCCUCGUAUCCCGAACCGAAUCCAAGCUCAUCGCCCUCGGAGAGGAAAUCACCAGGCAAUACCCCAAUGUCCAAACCAAGACUCUGGCCAUGGACUUCUCCGAAAACUCCGAUGAAGACUACGCCGCUCUGAGCGAACUCACCUCCGACCUGGACGUAUCAAUCCUCAUCAACAACGUCGGCCAAAGCCACUCUAUCCCCGUUCCAUUCGCUCAAACCCCCGCCUCCGAGAUGUCAAACAUCAUCACAAUCAACUGCACCGGUACCCUCCGCGUUACUCAGCUCUUCGUCCCAGGCAUGAUCCAGCGUCGCCGCGGCCUCAUCCUCACCAUGGGCUCGUUCGGUGGUCUCCUCCCUACUCCUCUGCUGGCUACUUACUCCGGUAGCAAGGCUUUCUUGCAGCAGUGGUCUACUGCUUUGGGAUCUGAAUUGGCUCCCCACGGUAUUGAAGUUGAGCUUGUCCACGCUUACCUGAUUACCUCUGCUAUGUCUAAAAUUCGUCGUGCCUCGGCUUCUAUCCCUACUCCUCGCGUGUUUGUUCGCUCGGUCUUGUCGAAGAUCGGUCGCAGUGGUGGCUCGACUGCGUACGCUUACAGCUCUUCUCCGUACUGGAGCCAUGGAAUUAUGGCUUGGUUCUUGACCUCUGUCUUGACACCUAUGAACAAAAUUGUCAUUUCUCAGAACAAGUCUAUGCAUGAGAGCAUUCGUAAGCGUGCGCUGCGCAAGGCGGAGCGAGAGGCUCAGAAGAAGAGCACCUAA